CACUGAGAUAGAGAGACAAACCGAAAAAAAAAGGAUUUUUUAUUUUAAAUUUAUAUUUGUUGUUUGGGAAAAAGGGAAAAAAAAAACCCACGAGGAAAAAAAAUUAUUUUUAUUUUUAAUUAUUUUUAAUUUUUCGAAACGAAGAACCAACAACGUCGAGGUCGAAAAGCUUUAUUUUUUCUGGGAAAAAAGGGGGGUGACAAAAACAAAAACAGCAAAAAAAAAAUUAGUAACACUUCGAUUUGAGGACGUGUUUGCAUGCUUCGACAUUUUUGCUGAGAAAUUGGAGAGAGAAAUCGUUGUUAAUUUCAUGAAAUUAGGGUUCGAAUUCGUUUGUUGAAGAGGAGGAAAAAGGAAAAUCGAUUUUUUUUAUUUUCGUUUUACAAGCCCUAAAAAAACCCUAGUUUCGGAAAUUAGGGCAAAGGAUUUCAAAUUUCGCUUGCUGUUUUGCGACAUAGGUUUUGUAAUCUAAGGGUUUCGUGUUGCGGGGGUGGUGUGUUUUGCUCAGAGAUUUGACCAAAUUACAGAGCAAUGGAAGGUGACCAACUAUAGCUUUUUUGGAGAGGAAUGCAUGGAUUUAGUACUGGAUCUACUUUCCUCGUAAAUGCUGAGGUUGAUUCCAUGGGAGGAGUUGUUGACGGUGGAGUUGGUAUUGGAAACAAACCCUCUCCACGCCGAGCAGCAAUUGAGAAAGCACAGGCUGAUUUACGAGUGGAAUAUGAUGUCCGAGAGGAGAGGAGGAGAGAACUUGAGUUUCUUGAGAAAGGUGGAAACCCUCUUGACUUCAAAUUUGGUCAUGCAGCAUCGGUGAGUGUCCAGUCUACCUCACACACGUAUCAACACCCAGAUCAGAUUUUGACGAGUGAAGCAAAAGGUAGUUUUGCAUUGACUGCCUCGCCUCAUGGAGAUUCGGUUGAAAGUAGUGGAAGAUUAGGUGUUACUACACUCUGUGAGCCAAAUAGUGCUGAUAAUUUUGAUGGUGAGAACGAGAUUCUUGAAAGUGAAAGGAAGUCUAAACAUCCUACUAGAGGUACCAUCACUCCGUCAGAACAUUCUUCUCAGCUUGAUGGGAGCCAAAAUGUCAAGGAGUCUGAGGACUCUCCUAUUUUCCAUCCCAAAAAAGGUCAAGCGUAUAGGAGAAGGAAUCGGUCAAGGACAAAUCGUGAUGGCCCUCGAUCAAGUUCCAGUGACAUGGCAUCACGCGGACAGAAUUCUUCUUUGCCUGGUCGACAUGCGAUCCUUGCCAAACCUGUUGCAUCCGAGUAUCAGUUUGAAUUGGAAUCAGAAGGCACCCAUGGUUUGCAUACAUCUACAUGCUCAAGAGCCAGUGAAAUUUCUGAAGGUAAGUUAACUAUAUCAACUUCGAAGGAAAAUCGGGAGGAGCUGCAAAAUUCAAGUGUAAAAGCUGAUGAGAUUCCUGCUGCUGCAACCAAUGUCGAACCUGAUAUAGUUGCAGGAAAGGAGACUGUAGUUCCUGUAGAUGCUGGAGGUCCUCCGUGUUCUGGUACAGAGAAAAAGGAAGAUAUUGUUAGUGCCUCACGACUGGAUGAAUCUGGUAAAUUCAAUGGAGAUGGCAAGCCAACACCAAAUGAUGCAAUUAUUAGUAAUGAUGCAGUUGUUACAAAAGGAUUAGAUUCUGAAUCCUCGUGCACCCGUACUAGCCGUAGUGUAGAUGGAAAUGGAAAUAUUGAGAUUGAUUUGUAUACUAACUUAAAGAAUGUAGAUAGUAAUGGGGUCCCUAAGGAGCACAAGUUACCACUUGGGGAGAAGUGCAUCAAUGUAGAUGAUGAAAUGCUGAGUGAGAAGCAUGUUACCAAUCCACUAGACAGUGUUUCUUGUAUUAAGGAGGAUCAGCAUUCUAUCAGCCACCAUGGCAAUGGUUUUGCCGAUAAAGAUCAAGAGGUUGAUAGAGAUAGAUAUCCUUCUACAGACAAGCCCGACUUUCCUAUAAAUAGAGAGGAGUUAUUGGCACUUGAUCAUGCUGAGACAAAACCAGAUAAAGACCACGGUCAUGAUUCCGUUCAGAAAGUAGAGAGCUCUUGUCCUGUUAGACCUCUUUCUUCUGUGGAACCAUCUUCCCAUGAAGUUAAUAGGAAUGAUUUGUCUGCACCGCCUCCUGCUUCGAACACUCAAACUUCUAGAGAAAACCAGCGGAAGCAGCUUGACAAGGCACAUGAGGACAGGGUAUUGGAAGAGGCACGGAUUAUAGAGGCCAAACGUAAAAGGAUAGCAGAGUUAUCUGUUGGUUUGACUCCUAGGGAGCACCGCCGUAAGUCUCAAUGGGACUUUGUCCUUGAAGAGAUGGCGUGGUUAGCCAAUGAUUUUUCACAGGAGCGUGUUUGGAAAUUAACAGCUGCUGCUCAAAUUUGCCACCGGGCAGCCUUUGCUUCUCGAUUAAGGUUGGAGAAACAAAAUAAGAGCUGGAAGCAGAAAAGUGUAUCCCUCACAUUGGCAAAGGCUGUGAUGGAGUUUUGGCAUUCAGCAGGUCUUCGUGUUGAGAAUGUUACGCACAAUGCUUCAUCAGGGGCAGAUAAAACUGGACAGGUGAAGGAUGUGGCUGGAGGUUUUGAAAAGGAUGACGUUUCUGAAAAGAAGCUGCAAUCUACUGGAUGUAAACGGGAUCUCGCUGUCUAUGGAUAUGCAGCUAGAUUUUUGCAAUAUAAUCGCUCUUCACCACCUUUUGUCAAAGUUGAGGGUUCAGGGACUCCUGAUGUAGCAUGUGAUAUUGACUUAAUAGGAGUUUCUUGGCAGGACCAGCUUACAGAGGAAAAUCUCUUUUAUUUGGUUCCUCCUGGUGCAAUUGGAAUCUACAGAAAAUCAAUUGAACAGUGUUUGUCAGAUUUUGAGAGGGUGAGCAACAAUAUACAGGAGGAAGUUGAUACGUCUUUAUAUGAUGCUGCCACAGAAAUUGGAUAUCAAGAGAAUGAUUAUGAAGAAGAUGAAGGAGAAAAUGGUUACGAUCUACCAUUCGACUCUGGGAGAUCGUCAAAAAAGAAACGGAAAAACAUGAAAUCAUAUGAAUACGGUGGUGACUUUGGCUACGUACGCUCCCUGGAUAGCAGGAAUGGAACCCCACAGUCUGCUUUAGUGGGAAAAAGGCCUGCCAACAAUCAUGGUGUUGGUUCUAUUCCCACAAAAAGGAUACGCACUGCAUCUAGGCCGAGAGUUGUUGGUCCCUUUGGUGCUGGAUCGGCUGGGGUCACUCUAGCACCAAGUAGGGCAGAUGCUUCUAGUGGAGAUACCAACUCUUUCCAGGAUGACAUUGUCCCAAGAGGCUCAGAGGUUGAUUCUGGCAUGGGCUUUGAGAAUCAGUCUUCAUUUGAUUCUCCAGAAAUUUCGGCAAAGCCUAAGAAGAAGAAGAAAAUUAAGCAUCCGGGUGCAGGAUAUGAUCCCAAUUGGCAGGUUGACUCUUCCUUGCAUAAUGAACAGAAAGAUCAUGCGAGAAAGAGAUACGAGAGUUACCAGCUUGAACCCAAUGGGAAUAGCGGUAUGUAUGCUCAACACACUAAGAAGCCGAAGACAUUUAAGCACCCAUUGGAUAAUCCAUUUGAUAGCACAAUGCCCAUGGCUGGGUCAGUUGCUUCACCAGUUGCUUCACAAAUGAGUAACAUGUCCAGCCAGAGCAAAAUCAUUAAAUUGAUUGGUGGCCGGGAUAGGAGUAGAAAAGCGAAAGGGCUUAAGGUGCCUGCUGCUCAGACUGGUUCGGGAAGCCCGUGGACUUCAUUUGAAGAUCAGGCACUUAUUGUGCUUGUUCAUGAUAUGGGUCCAAAUUGGGAGCUUGUAAGCGAUGCUAUUAACAGUACUUUACGAUUCAAGUGCAUUUUCCGCAAGCCUCAAGAUUGCAAGGAGCGGCACAAACAUUUGAUGGACAGGACUCCUGGUGAUGGUGCUGAUAGUGCUGAGGAUUCUGGAUCUUCUCAACCUUAUCCAUCUACGUUACCUGGGAUACCAAAGGGAAGUGCAAGACAAUUGUUUCAGCAACUGCAGAGACCGAUGGAGGAGGAUACUAUUAAGUCCCAUUUUGAGAAGAUCUUCCUUAUUGGGCAGCAACUACAUUACGGGAAGAAACAGAAUGAUAAUCAGGAUUUGAAGCAAUUAACACCUGUUCAUGGUUCACAUGUUGUUGCACUCUCCCAAGUCAGUCCGAACAAUUUGAAUGGGGUGAUUCUGACGCCACUUGAUCUGUGUGAUAUUGCUCCAUCCAACCAAGAUGUUCCUCUUGGGUUUCAAGGCUCACAUGCCGGAGGGUUGGCAAUGCCAACUCAGGGUCCAUCACCAUCAAUAUAUCCAUCUGGUGGGCUCAAUUCCUCGAUCCCAUGUCUUCCAGGUUCUCCUAGCAUGGGUAGUGUUAACAAUUUGGCAUCUCAGUCUUCUCAGUUCACUAACGCUCGGGAUGCUAGAUACCCAGUCCCUAGGUCUACAUCUUUGCCGGUAGAGGAGCAGCAAAGACUACAGCAGUACAAUCACAUGAUACCUGGAAGAAAUGUUCAGUCGUCAAACUUGUCGGCUGGGUCUCUUUCAGGACCUGAUCGAGGUGUGCGUAUACUUCCUGGUGGAAACGGCGUUGCCAUGGCAGCCGGAAUGAGCCGAAGUAUGUCAAUUUCAAGACCAGGACUUCAAGGAAUUUCAUCUUCACCAAUGCUGAAUACUGCUCUUUCCUCCAACACGGGAGGGAUGCCUAGCAACAUGAAUAUGCACUCUGGAACAGCUUCGGGUCAAGGAAAUUCAAUGUUUAGACAUCGUGAUGCAUUGCAUAUGGUGCGGCCUGGACAGAGUUCAGAGCAUCAACGUCAGAUGACGUUGCCAGAAUCUGGUAGCCCAGGAGUCCCUCCUUUUGGUGCUUUGAGUUCUGGCUUCACUAAUCAGACUGCUUCUCCACCUAUUCAAGCAUAUGCUGGCCACCACCACCAACAACAUCCGAUGCCACAGCAACAUUCCCAUGUGCUUGGUAGUCCUCAUCAUUCGCAUCUCCCAGGACAGAAUCACACUGUCACUCCAGAGCAACAAGCCUUUAUGCGUCUUCAAAGAGACCGGCAGAUUCAGCAAAGAUUGUUGCAGCGGCAGCAUCAACAGCAACAGCAACAGCAACAGCUUCCCGCAUCAGGUGCAUUGAUGACACAUGCCCAAACUCCUUCCCAGCUACCUGCAUCAUCUUCUGUGCAGAAUGCUUCCCAGAUUCAAUCACCAUCUGCUUCUCAGCCUGUAUCGUUGCCUCCACUAACUCCUUCAUCUCCAAUAACUCAUGUGUCUUCCCAGUCAUCGCAGUCGCUAAAGCACCAUGUGGGGAAAGCAACACCUCAAGGACUUGGGCGGAAUGCACAAAGUGGUCCAAGUGGAUUGAUGAAUCAGGUGGGUAAACGUCAACGGCAAGCACAACAGCUUCCACAGCAGUAUCAGCAAUCUGGUAGGCAACAUCCACAACAGCGUCAACAAUCACAGCCUCAGCAGCAGGCUAAACUAUUGAAAGGAGUGGGAAGAAGUAACAUGCUGAUGCAUCAGAAUCUUCCCAUGGAUCCAUCUCAUCUGAAUGGCCUUACAGCGAACUCAGGAAAUCAAGCUGCUGAAAAAGGGGAGCAAGCUGUGCAUAUGAUGCAACCUCAGGGCUUAUAUUCAGGGUCUGGUGUAAGUACAAUGCACCAAUCAAAACCUUUGGCCUCAACCCAGAAUUCAAGUCAUUUGCAACAUCAAAAGCCAUAUGCAAAUUCAGUUCCAGCAACACCAAAGCAAGUUCAACAAAUACCUUCUCACUUGGAAGGUAGCAACCAGGUUCCUGCAGUUUCUUCUAAUCCUGCAUCAGCAGGCUCAACCCAAGGACUUUCAUCAACGGCAAUGCCUUCUCCUAACCAUCAACCAUUACAAGGACAUUCACAACCUCUCCGAAAGGCUGUUAAUCAAUCUCAGCCUGCUCUUCAAAGGGCUGUUCAACAAAAUCGUCAAGUGAAUCCUGAUACGGUGAACAAGUCGCAACCUGAUCAUGCCCCAUUGGAGCAGCAGCGAGCGAAUAAUGCUUCUUUAAAUGCCGGUGUUCAACCAGCAUGUGUUGAUUCUACCAGUGCCUUACCUCUUUCAUCUUCUGCCAGCACUUGUGCGCGUAGACAAGCUCAGGACCCUCUAAGCGAUACCAAUAUGAAUAAUGCACCCACUUCAUCAGGUCCUGUAAGCAGUCCAGCUAUUACAACUUCAUCAGGUAAUGAGACAUUAACACCAGUUAGCGAUGGUCUUGGGGAGAGGCAGCAGUCAGGCAACGUGGAAGCUCAUGGGCAUGGGGUGCAAUUCCAGAACACGUCACCACUUCAACCCAUAUUACCGCAAAAGCAGUCACAGCACCAGCUGCAGCAACUUGAAAAAUCCCGCCAGAUAGUGCCACAACAACAGCCUCAGUCACAGAUUCAAGCUGCGCAAAGCAGUGUGCUAGCAAGGACCCCUAAUUCAAGAUUGGAAUGAUCCUUACCAUUGAUUGAGAGCAAGUCUCGGCACGCUUGUGCCUUCCAGGAUCAAAUCGGCAUGCUCUUGUAACAGCAAUGUACAGAUGGAGCUGUUAAAUUUGCAAGGGCUCUACAGGAAAAGGUAAAUGGGAUGAUGAUCGUAGCUUCCAGGUUACUGACUUGACAACUUUAGGCAGGCUUUUUUGGGUUUAUAAUGUAUAUUACCGCUGCUUAGAGCUUUGUAAAGAUAGAGACAUAUAGAGGUAUGUGUACAGGAUCUCUUAUCUCUAUCUUGUUAACCACCUUUUUUUUUAUCCUUUUCCUUUUCUCCCCUAAUUUGGGUUUCCUGGUCAUUGAUAUGGGGUUUAUUCCUUUUCACCCCCCCCAAAAAAAUAGUUAGCGCAUGUAUAAUUUUGGUUGGAGUUAAGGGGGAAGCUUCAUUGUUACAGGCAAAUGCCUUUGGAAAUUUUGUGAAUAUAGCUUCGUAGUGUAUAAUGAAUUUUCUUUUAGUCA
Molecule: messenger RNA, 6938 nt
Organism: Spinacia oleracea (spinach)
Lineage: Eukaryota; Viridiplantae; Streptophyta; Magnoliopsida; Caryophyllales; Amaranthaceae
Product: chromatin modification-related protein EAF1 B
Exons: 23
Coding region: 568-6444 (1958 amino acids)
Cellular component (GO): NuA4 histone acetyltransferase complex
Source: RefSeq, a predicted model, not a curated record